This is a messenger RNA of Daktulosphaira vitifoliae (grape phylloxera), 2277 nucleotides long. RefSeq lists its product as uncharacterized. The coding region runs from base 74 to 1687 and encodes 537 amino acids. The record is from RefSeq and is a predicted model, not a curated record. The transcript is spliced from 6 exons. Lineage: Eukaryota; Metazoa; Arthropoda; Insecta; Hemiptera; Phylloxeridae.
AGGCAGAAAAAUGUUACGAAUUAUUUUUUUGUAAGUCUUUAAUAUUUAUAAAUAUUUUUAGAUAAUUAAAAAAAUGUUUAAAAGUCGAUUUCAUUUGUUGAACUUGAUAAGAUAUUUUUGCGUAAUUCUUAUAUCAGCACAAUUAUUUUUCAAUACAAAUGCCAGCCCAGAAAUCCAACCACCUGAUUAUGACACAAUAUUUGACGAUUCGUUUUUACAAGUUAUAAGUACUAUUAAUAAUGAUAUAAAAUCAUUAGUAUGUGGAAAAAAUCAAGGAUUUAUUAAUCAUUCGCAAAUAAAUUAUGAUGACAUGUUGUUAUUAUCAAGAUCUUGUAAAGACGAUUACGAGUGUAGACAAAAAAAAGAAUCAAGCUUAAACAAAUUAAAAAAAGAAUUAGAGUCUUUAGAGUGUUUUCACACAUUUUUAUGUCUUCAAAUUAUAGAAUUAUUAAAAUUUAAUAUUAGGACUACAAAUUUCAAUCCAAAUCAUAUUUUCAAAAUAGAGUUUCCACAUGUAUCUGAAUACGUAGUUAGGAUGAUUUCCUUUUUCAUUUAUGGCAAGUUUGUUGUUAAUCCUUGGCAAUAUAAUUUAGCAAAACAACUUAUUGAUAUAGUAAGACUCGAAGAACAUCAAAAAAAGGAUACAGAGGAUAUCAUUUUAGCACAAUUAAAUGAUGCUGCAUUACUAUCUUCAAUGAAUGAAUUUUGCGAUAAUUGUAAAUUAAAUAAUGAAUUUUUGAAAUCAAUUAUUUCAUUCAGAUUUAAUACUUUCAAUAGAGAAAUUAGGCAAUUUAAAUAUCAAAAAAGUUUAAAAAAUUAUGUGAAGAAUAUUUUGUCAAAGACAAGAAUUACUUGUGUAACAAAAAUGGACAUAAGUUCUUAUGCACAUAUUAAUAAAGCUAAUCAAAAGGAAAUGGUUAUUGAUAAAGACUACGAAAAUAUUAAAAAAGUUUUUUUACAAAGUUUAAAAUUAAAUAAAUAUGACGAUGAGAUAUUUAAGAAAAAUGAAAUACAUUUCUUUAAUAAAGAUUUGUGGGAAAAAUUACGUAAUAAACGUCUACCAUCUUCUCAUUUUCACUGUACUUGUUCAUUUAAUCAAACAAAAAAUAAAGAAUAUUUCUUGAAAAAAACAUUGCGCAUUUGGAAUAAAAACUAUGAAGACUCUGAUACUAAAGAUAAUAUCCCGUUUCCUGUGCAAUAUGGUAUAGUUAAUGAGCCCAAGGCAAUAGAACUUUUUGAGAAGAAAAUGAACAUAAAGAUUGAAAUGUGUGCCAAAUUUAUUGAUGAAAAGAUUAACUAUUUAACAGCAAAACCAGAUGGUAUAAUUGGGAAAGAUGGUAUUGUUGAAAUAAAAUGUCCAGUUAAGGCCCAAUAUAUGACUCCCGAAAAAGCUAUAAAAGAUAAAGUGAUAAAAUAUGUGCAUUAUAAUGAGAAUGAAGAUCUGGUACUAAAACGUACUUCUGAUACUUUUUAUGAAAUACAAGGAGAACUGCAUAUUACACAGAGGCAGUAUUGUUAUUUAAUUAUUUGGACACCAAAAGGUAUAGUCUAUUGUAAAAUUCUUCGAGAUGACAAAUUUUGGAACGAUUAUAUGGAACCAAAACUUAUUUACUUUUACGAAGACUUUAUGUUACCGGAAUUAUUAAAUAUUCAUUUAACUAAGGAUCUUAAUAUUACGAAUAUUUAGCUAAAAUAUAAUAAACUAUUACACAUUCAUAUUUAAAUAAAAUUAAAAAAUGAUUGUUAAAUGUAUUAUUCAUUAAUAAAAUAAAGUUAAGGGAGUUAAGCGCUUCUAAAAAUAACAAAAGUCAGCGAAUUCAUCAAUCAAAAUUUUUCAUCCAAAAAUCAUUGUAUUUUUUAGAAACUCAAUAUUGCUAAAAUAUAAUAAAUAAUAUAUUAUUCCUAAAUAAUGAAAUAGCAUGUAUCUAAUUAUAUCACUUUUUCAAUAUUAAAAAACGGUAGCACAGUAGGGUCGAAGCACAAUGUGUUGCGGAACAAUGAAGACGCGGCAUAGUUGGAUCCAGUAUAGAUUUAAUCUGACAGUGAUUAAAAUCACUAUCAUAAGAAACGAUUCGAUGCAAAUUUGUAGGUAGUGUUUCAUUUAGAGAAAUUUGUGGAUUAUUCCAAAAGCAGCAUCAACUCUUAUUUCUUUGAUUAUAUCCUGAUUAGUAGUUCUUUGAUUUUAAAAUAUUAUAUAUGAAUAAAUACUAAUUAUAGUUUUUAAAUUUAGUAUGAAAUUGUGAUUAAAUAAUUGAAUAUUGUAAUUUAAACGGAGAA